Molecule: messenger RNA, 2010 nt
Organism: Microplitis mediator
Lineage: Eukaryota; Metazoa; Arthropoda; Insecta; Hymenoptera; Braconidae
Product: odorant receptor 67c-like
Exons: 9
Coding region: 20-1213 (397 amino acids)
Biological process (GO): sensory perception of smell; detection of chemical stimulus involved in sensory perception of smell
Cellular component (GO): plasma membrane
Molecular function (GO): odorant binding; olfactory receptor activity
Source: RefSeq, a predicted model, not a curated record
AACAAGAGUAGUUAUAACGAUGGAUGUUUUCAAUGCACCCUGCUAUAGACUAAUGAAGUACUCUGCUAAAAUUAUAGGUAUAUGGCCGUAUCAGACUCGUCGUAAAAGGAUAAUAAUAAUAACUAUUAUUUGGAUUUUUGUCUUUGCGCAAUUUAUUCCACAAAUUAUAGCUCUUGCGAUGUAUGCGGAUGAUCCAGAUGUUCAAUUUGAAGCGAGUUCAAAUAUGGCGGUAUAUUUCGGGGCGGCAAUAAAAUAUAUCAACGCAAUGUAUAAAUCAAAUCAGAUGAAAAAUUUAUACGAUAGAAUAAAAAGUGAUUGGAAAUUGGUGAAGAACGAAGAAGAAAAAAAAACACAACAGGAGCACGCCGACCUCGGUAAUAUGCUUUCAUCUGCAUGGGCAGGAAUCGCAUAUUGUUCAGCGACAUUUUUUGUAUUGGACCCGAUUGUCCCGAAAUUUUCAAAACUAUUAUUUAACAUAAAUGAAACUGAUCCAUAUCAAUUGCCUCUUCCGUUGGAGUAUAUUAUUAUUGACAGAAGGAAGCAUUACUGGAUAAUGUUGUGUUUUACAAGUUUGAUGGUUUAUAAUAUUAUAAUAAUUCUUGUUUCAUGUGACAUUAUAUUUAUCAACUUAGUGCAACACGCUUGCGGACUAUUUGCAGUUACAGGAUAUCGACUAGAGAAUACACCAAUCGAUGAAAAUGAUUCCGAAGUUCGUGAAGGAACCGAUUAUUUACCAAACUCGAAAGAUGUUCCUUACAAACAUUUGGUGUCUUGUAUCAGGAGCCACAGGCGAGCUUUAGAAUUUGCGGAACUUCUUGAAAGCUUAUAUUCUAUAAGCAUGGGAAUGUUAGUAGGAAUCAAUCUGCCACUUAUAAGUGUCACCGGAUUCCAGAUUAUAACGAAAUCAAAUACAAUACAUCAGUUGUUAAAAUACUCAACAUUCACAAUGUCCCAGAUAGCUCAUCUCUUUUUCUUUUGUUAUAUGUCAGAACGGUUAACAGAGAUGAGCAUACGAAUGCAUAAAUGCGUAGCUAAUGUGAGAUGGUUCAAUAACUCGAUAAAGUCACGGAAUUUGUUAAUAAUAAUGACUAUGAGAAGUCAAGUGCCCUGCAAAUUGACUGCUGCUAAAAUCAUGGAUUUGACUAUUGAAAAUUUCUCAGCGAUGGUAAGAACAUCUGGGUCAUAUUUCACAAUGCUUUUGUCAAUGCAAUAAACAAACUUCCACAUUCUUCUUCAUGUGGUAAAAGUUAGUGUAAAUUAUAUAUAUGAUGAAUUACUCAGAACCUGAUAUUGUGAUACGGGAACAUAAAUUAUUAUUCUAAAUAUGCAUUUAUUUAAUUGUUAAAUAUUAUUAUUAUUUUUAUUAUUGCACAAGUACAGUUUUUUAUAUGAACUUUGUUACUUUUCCCGUCCCUGCAUAUCAAGUAGUAUAACCUUAAUAGUUAAAUGAAUAUUUUGUCAUUUCAAAAUAAUAUUCAAUUAUUUUUAAUAACUUAUUCUCUAAGGCUAGCUAAUAUAUUUCAUAAUGACUACUUUAUCAGCUCUACAGGUAAAUAAUUUGAUUGUAUGCUGGCUACUUUACGCACAAUUAUCUUUGCUAAAUAUAAUAUAGUUUCUAAGAAUUUAUAUUGUUGGUAGAUUAUUAAAUAUUUAUCUAAAAUAAUCAAAUAUAUGAUUAGCAAUGGCCAAUCAAAUCAUUUUUUUGUCAUAACUAAAAUUUAGUUCUCAGAGGAAAAUUUUUUUCUCAGUGUGGGCUCGAUCCUGAGUAGUUCCAAAAAUAAUCAUAAACCAGUUGACUCAAAAUUUGUUGUAAAUUAAGUUUUUUCUGAUUUAUUUUGAAAAUAAUUUAAAUAUGCAUAUGCUCGGAAUAGAAUGUCCGUAAAUUGAAUCAGUACGCGAAUGAUCAAAUGAUUAUUAUGUAAUUAUCCAUUUUAUGUAUUAUUAAAAUAAACAUAUUCAAUCGAUUAUUUAUUUUAAUAAAAGUACGUGCUUCAACUACUAACUAUCAGU